AUGUCAGAAAAAGAAACAAUCCCCGCUGAUCGCGAGAUCGAGACCGAAGAAUCACCAACGCUAGCUGUCGCAGUCAAAAGUAACUUCCGCGGCUGUCUGCAAGUCCUCGAAAUUGCCUGGAUAGGCACAUUCCAAUCCUGGCUGCUAAUCGUCGGCGGUCUUCUCUCCGGCCCGCUCUUCGAUCUCGGCUACAACACCGCCAUGAUCUUCGUCGGCAGUUUCGUCUCCGUCUUCGGCAUGAUGAUGCUCAGUCUCGCUAAGCAGUACUACGCCAUCUUCCUCAGCCAAGGCGUCUGCAUGGGUCUCGGGUUUGGACUAUUAUACGUCCCCGGCGUGGCAUUGGUCAGUCGAUCGUUUCAGCAGAAAAGGGCUGUUGCGCUCGGUGUGGCGACGAGCGGGGCGCCGGCUGGUGGUAUUGUCUAUACGAUCAUGUUCAACCAGCUUAUUGACAGACUGGGGUUUCCCUGGACGGUAAGGGCUAUUGCGUUUGUUAUGUUCGCGCUGUUUAUGACCGGUGCGGUGUUGUUGCUUGGACCGGAGAUUAAGACGGUUAAGGCUGAGAGUACGCAGAGGAGGAGUUUGAUUGAUAUGCGGGCGUUUAAGGAUUUGCCGUUUUGGAGCUUUGUUUUCGCCAAUUUCUUCCUUUAUUUGGGAUAUAUUACGCCUUAUUAUUAUAUUCCGACUUAUGCGCAGACGAGGCUGGGGUCGUCCAGGACGAUGGGGUCGAAUGUUUUGAUGAUUUCUCAGGCUGCUUCCAUUCUGGGCAGGGUUUUCUUGACUAUCUUUGCUCAUUACUGUGGUUCGAUGAUGGCUUGGAUCUUUUGUGGGAUUCUUUCCGGGGUGCUGUGUAUUACUUGGAUCAGUGCCGAUACCGUUGCGCGGUUCAUACUGUUUGGUGCUUUCUAUGGUGGCAUCUCUGGGGCUUUGGUUCCCCUCCCACCUAGCGUGUUCGCCCACGUCUGUCCUGAUCCUAAGAGUAUUGGGACUUGGCUGGGUAUGGCGCAGAGCUUGAGUAGUUUUGCGACUCUUCUGGGACCCCCGAUUGCUGGUGCACUUGCUUCCAUUGGGUCUCAUGGGAGUGAGGAUCUGAACUUCCUCGGUAUUCAGUUGUUUAGUGGGACGGUCAUGUUGUUUGGUGCGUUUCAGCUGUUUGGAUUGUGGUAUUUACUAUACACGGUGAGAGGGAAAAAGGGAUUAUUCUGA
Messenger RNA from Penicillium bovifimosum, 1203 nucleotides. RefSeq lists its product as uncharacterized. Gene Ontology annotation, cellular component: fungal-type vacuole membrane. The record is from RefSeq and is a predicted model, not a curated record. Gene Ontology annotation, molecular function: transmembrane transporter activity. Bases 1 to 1203 code for a protein of 400 amino acids. Gene Ontology annotation, biological process: transmembrane transport. The transcript is spliced from 3 exons. Lineage: Eukaryota; Fungi; Ascomycota; Eurotiomycetes; Eurotiales; Aspergillaceae.